Messenger RNA from Parasteatoda tepidariorum (common house spider), 513 nucleotides. It is a transcript of the gene TfIIFbeta, whose product is annotated as transcription factor TFIIFbeta. NCBI's taxonomy places the organism in Eukaryota, Metazoa, Arthropoda, Arachnida, Araneae, Theridiidae. The record is from RefSeq and is a predicted model, not a curated record. Gene Ontology annotation, biological process: transcription initiation at RNA polymerase II promoter; transcription by RNA polymerase II. Gene Ontology annotation, cellular component: transcription factor TFIIF complex.
UCUUUUAAAAAUUUUGAAUGAAAUCUGAAGGUUAUGUAACCCAUGUUGGCCCAAUUAUUAUUUUCUAAUGUAAUAUUGUUUUAGUCAUAUUUAUUUUGUAUAUUUUCAGGUUCAGACGGUGGUGAUGAUAAUACUUCUGGAAAACUAGCUUUGGGUGGCCAUGUUUUACAGAAGGGAGAGUGUCGUCCAAUGGCUGACAACCAGUACAUGGCUCUUAAGAGGACAUCUAUACUAAAAGCCAGCCAGCCUGAGAGACAAGUUAAACAACUUCAAAAAGCUGUGCAGAGCUAUAAACCAAUAUCUGAUCAUAAACAUAAUAUUGAAUAUGAACAGAAGAAGAAAGCAGAAGGACGAAAAGCCAGAGAUGACAAAGAUAAAGUCAUGGAUGUGCUUUUUGCUGCAUUUGAGAAGCAUCAAUAUUACAAUAUUAAAGAUCUGGAGAAGAUAACACGGCAGCCUGUUGUAAGUUUCUUUUUAACUCUUGUGCCAUUUAUUUAAUCACUAGAACCAAUU